This is a messenger RNA of Acanthocheilonema viteae, 468 nucleotides long. The record is from the annotation of a GenBank genome assembly. NCBI's taxonomy places the organism in Eukaryota, Metazoa, Nematoda, Chromadorea, Rhabditida, Onchocercidae.
AUGGCAUUUAGCGCCGAUUCCAGAUUCCUUUGCUUUACCAGUAAUACCGAGACCGUUCAUAUAUUCAAAAUUGAAGGACCGAUACCUAAAGAGCUUCGAUUAGAAGAGGAAAUAGCACUGCAAUUUGAAGCACGAGAACGAGAUGCUAUUAAUCCACCAGGAUGGUAUGAUUAUUUUGAGCAAACCAAACGUGCUGUAACGGAUUAUUUGGCACCAACACGAGAUUUUGCUUCAGCAAUUUUGCCGGAAACAGCAAAUCUGAAUGUUGCUAGUUUAAAAGAUGUUGACGAUAAAUUGCACGUGUUAGUGGCAAUCUCUACCAGGAAAUACUUCGUAUUUCUAAUCAAAAAAGAAGGUGGUGUUGCUACAUUAAUAAAAAGUGAAAAACUUCAUUCUAAGGUAACAUCACCAACCCCCGAUGAAAAUCCUGUAGUUCCUUCUCCAUUCUUCAGAAAUAUAUUUCGCUGA